AUGAAACUAAAAAAUGGGUUACUAUUGUUUCUGUUUGUGGAGUGUGCUUUUUUCAAAGUGGACUCAAAGUGUGUGAAAGGGUGUGAUAUAGCUUUAGCUUCUUACUAUGUCAUGCCUUUAGUUGAUCUCCCAACUAUAACAAAUUUCAUGCAAUCAAAGAUUGUUACCAACUCUUCUAAUAUUUUAAAUAGUUACAAUAAAGUCUUAGUAACCAAUCAUGGUAAUAUUUUUUCCUAUUUUAGAAUCAACAUUCCAUUCCCAUGUGAAUGUAUUGGAGGUGAGUUUUUAGGACAUGUGUUUGAAUACACAACAAAGAAAGGAGAUACUUACGAUUUGAUUGCAAAUAAUUAUUAUGUAAGUUUGACUAGUUUUGAGCUUUUGAAAAAGUUCAAUAGUUAUGAUCCAAAUCAUAUACCUGCUAAGGCUAAGGUUAAUGUCACUGUCAAUUGUUCUUGUGGGAAUAGCCAGAUUUCAAAAGACUAUGGAUUGUUUGUUACUUAUCCGUUAAGGUCUAUGGAUACUCUUGAGAAGAUUGCGAACGAGUCUAAACUAGAUGAAGGGUUGAUACAGAAUUUCAAUCCUGAUGUUAAUUUCAGUAGAGGAAGUGGGAUAGUGUUCAUUCCAGGAAGAGAUAAAAAUGGAGAAUAUGUUCCUUUGUAUCCUAGAACAGGUUUUGCUAAGGGUGCAGCUGUUGGUAUAUCGAUAGCAGGAGUAUUCGGGCUUCUAUUAUUUGUUAUUUGUAUAUAUGUCAAAUACUUCCAGAAAAAGGAAGAAGAGAAAACUAUUCUGCCCCAAAUUUCUAAGGUGCUUUCAACUCAAGAUGGUAGUGGAGAAUAUGAAACUUCAGGAUCUAGUGGGUAUGGUACUGGUAGUGCUGCUGGGCUUACAGGAAUUAUGGUGGCAAAGUCAACAGAGUUUUCAUAUCAAGAACUAGCUAAGGCUACAAAUAACUUUAGUUUGGAUAAUAAAAUUGGUCAAGGUGGAUUCGGAGCUGUCUAUUAUGCCGAACUCCGAGGCGAGAAAACAGCAAUUAAGAAAAUGAAUGUACAAGCAUCAACAGAAUUUCUUUGUGAGUUGAAGGUCUUAACACAUGUUCAUCAUUUGAAUCUGGUGAGGUUGAUUGGAUAUUGUGUUGAGGGAUCGCUUUUCCUUGUAUACGAACAUAUUGACAAUGGAAACUUGGGUCAAUAUUUGCAUGGUUUAGGUAAAGAGCCAUUACCAUGGUCUAGUAGAGUCCAAAUUGCUCUAGAUUCUGCAAGAGGCCUUGAAUACAUUCAUGAACACACUGUGCCAGUUUAUAUCCAUCGCGAUGUAAAAUCAGCAAACAUAUUGGUAGACAAAAACUUGCGGGGAAAGGUUGCAGAUUUUGGCUUGACCAAACUUAUUGAAGUUGGAAACUCCACACUUCACACUCGUCUUGUUGGAACUUUUGGAUACAUGCCACCAGAAUAUGCUCAAUAUGGUGAUGUUUCUCCGAAAAUAGAUGUAUAUGCUUUUGGAGUUGUUCUUUAUGAACUAAUUUCUGCAAAGAAUGCUGUUCUGAGGACAGGUGAAGUAUCGGUUGCUGAAUCAAAGGGUCUUGUAGCCUUGUUUGAAAAAGCACUUAAUCAAAUUGAUCCUUCAGACGCUCUUUGCAAAUUGGUGGAUCCUAGGCUUAAAGAAAACUAUCCAAUUCAUUCUGUUUUAAGGAUGGCUGAACUUGGGAGAGCAUGUACAAGAGACAAUCCACUACUACGCCCAAGUAUGAGAUCUUUAGUUGUUGAUCUCAUGACACUUUCAUCACCAUUUGAAGAUUGUGACGAUGACAACUCCUAUGAAAAUCAAACUCUCAUAAAUCUAUUGUCAGUGCGAUGA
Messenger RNA from Vicia faba (fava bean), 1854 nucleotides. Lineage: Eukaryota; Viridiplantae; Streptophyta; Magnoliopsida; Fabales; Fabaceae. The record is from the annotation of a GenBank genome assembly.